Molecule: messenger RNA, 1639 nt
Organism: Rhagoletis pomonella (apple maggot)
Lineage: Eukaryota; Metazoa; Arthropoda; Insecta; Diptera; Tephritidae
Product: putative nuclease HARBI1
Exons: 4
Coding region: 731-1597 (288 amino acids)
Source: RefSeq, a predicted model, not a curated record
AUGUAUAUACGCUUAUUUGCAUUGUAGUUUAUAUACGUAUAUACCCAUGUACAUAUGCACAUACAAAUAUUGAUUUAUUACGUUGCAUAAAGCACAAACAAUUGUUAUGAGGAUAACUGUAUGCGGAUGGACAAAAUGGUAUAAUAGGAGCAGUGCUAACAAGCAUUGCUCAUUAGCUAGGCAUACGUGGCACGCGUCGCAAUGUGGGUCACACGAGUAGUGGAAGAGGGAUCAAACCUCCACGUCAGCUGCGCAAUUAGCGAUACGAAAUCAGCUGCUGAAUUACCUACAGUGAUGAAAAAGUUGGUACAAUCGUACCUUGAUUUAGUUUGAUAGUACAUUCGGUACAAACACACACAGCCCUAACACUGAAUCCAUCGUAGAAAAGUUACGAAUUCGAAUGUCCGCUACGAAUACGAAAGAAUUGCUAUUACUGAAUCCAUGUGAACUCGAAAAAAGUGCUGCCAAACUCAAAUGUAAAUUUUCGGCCAUUCGAAAUCAGCUGUUGUGAAGUAAACAAAGCGUUUGAGCAAAAUUAUCAUGCUGUAAAACUUCUUAAACUAAUAUUUUGUUAAAAUGGAUACCGUAGCUUGUGCGAUCGUCUUAAUAGAAGAAAAUUAUCAAAGUAAUAACUUAAAAAUUCAAAGGAAAACUCUAAGAGAUGCGAGUAAUCCACUUGAUUUAGACGAGGCUAUAGGCGGGAAGCGCAAUUCAUGCCAGGUCAACAUCAAUGAAUCAAAUCACACGCCUGGCAUCUGUGCUACGCUUUCUUUCGGAAGGCAGCUAUCAACACGGCGUUGGAAAAGAUUUUGAUGCACCAAUGGCUCAAUCAACGUUUUCCGGUAUUUUAAAAUCCACACUAGCAGUCCUGCAAGCACGUUUAUGUCCUCAUUGGGUAAAUCUGAAUAUGACAGACGAAGAAAAACAAAAAGCCAAAAGGCAUUUUUAUACCAAGUAUAGGCUUCCGGGCGUUAUUUUGUGUGUGGAUGGAACGCAUAUAAAAAUCGUUUCACCAAAGGAGGACAUAUUUCUUUUUUAUAAUCGGAAAGGUUUCUUCAGCAUCAAUGCCAUGAUUAUUUGUGACAAUGAAAUGCGAAUCAGGUACGUCAAUGCAGAAUUCCCAGGAUGUAAUCACGAUUCUCACAUAUGGAAUGUGAGUAAUGCAAGGUCCUUUUGUGAGAGGAAAUAUUUAGAAGGCGAGAGGAAUUGCUUAUUAUUAGGUGACGCCGGAUAUGCAUUGGAGCCAUGGUUAAUGACUCCGUUUCGUUCACCACAAUUAGGUAGCCCAGAGAGUGUAUACAACAAAGCAAACUCAAAAGCAAGGAAUAUAGUGGAAAGAACUAUUGGAGUUUUGAAAAGUCGUUUCAGAUGUCUUUUCGGAGCUCGUGAACUCCACUACGAACCCUCAAAAGUAAGCCAAAUCGUGAACGUGGCAGCGGCUUUACACAACAUUUGCUUGCACUACCGCGUUAUAGAUGAUGUACCAGAAUAUGUUCCAGAACCAUUAUCCCUCAGCGAAGCCCAUGAAACAGCAGCCACUAGCACUAAUGAAGCCGCAUCACAGAUUAGGCAAUCCAUUUUGAUGACACUUUUAUAAUAAAUACUGAUAUUUAUCUAAUUAGCAAAAUAAACAAAACUA